AUGAGUCGGAGGAGGAUAUCGUGUAAAGAUCUGGGCCACGCUGACUGCCAGGGUUGGCUGUACAAGAAAAAGGAAAAGGGAACUUUCCUAAGCAACAAAUGGAAAAAGUUCUGGGUGGUGCUGAAGGGGUCAUCGCUGUACUGGUACAGCAAUCAAAUGGCAGAGAAAGCUGACGGAUUUGUCAACCUGCCAGAUUUCACAGUGGAAAGAGCCUCUGAAUGCAAGAAAAAACAUGCAUUCAAGAUCAACCACCCACAGAUCAAAGCCUUCUACUUUGCAGCAGAGAAUUUGCAGGAAAUGAAUGUGUGGUUAAACAAACUUGGAUUUGCAGUCAUCCACCAGGAGUCCACUACAAAGGAUGAAGAAUGUUACAGUGAGAGUGAGCAGGAAGAUCCUGAAACAGCCUCGGAGACGCCACCCCCUCCAUGUGCUUCCGCAACUUCCUCUCCUGUGGUACGAGUAGAUGCUGCACGGCGGGCGUCAUCUUCUUCACCUAAACUGAGAGACUCAUCGUGCUCUUUCUCCUCCCUGGAAAAUGCAGUAAAGGCUCCCAGCCCAUUUUCUUCCUCGGGAUCUAAAGAAAGACAGUCCUGGAACAACCUAGUUAACAAUGCGCCUGUUGCUGAAGAUGUGGGGCAUCCUCUGGCAUUUACUGUUCAGGUCCAUACACCUGCAUGCUCAGAGGCAAGCAAUUGGCAGGCCCCAGAAAAUAGCUCUGUCACCUCAGAAAGUGGAUUUUUGAACUCUUUAUCUAGUGACGACACUUCUUCACUGAGCAACAAUCAAGAUCAUCUGACAGUCCCAGACAGAGCUUCUGGAUCAAAGAUGGUGGACAGAGAAGAAAUAAAAGUGUCUGAAGAUGAUGAGAUGGAGAAACUCUACAAAUCAUUGGAGCAAGCUAGUCUGUCUCCUCUCGGGGACAGGCGACCUUCAACCAAGAAGGAAUUGAGAAAGUCUUUUGUGAAGCGUUGCAAAAACCCAUCCAUCAAUGAGAAGCGGGCUGGCCUGCUGGCUUCCAGGGACUCUCCUGCCUCUGUUUCCCAACUCACUCUAGAAACACUGUGCAAAGAACAUGAUCUGGCCAUGAUCAACCAACUGCUGGAUGAUCCUAAGCUGACAGCCAGGAAGUACAGAGAGUGGAAGGUCAUGAACACACUGCUGAUCCAGGACAUCUAUCAUCAGCAGCAGGUACCUCAGGACCCUGAAGUUGCCUCCCAGGAACUCAAGAACCCCAGCUCUUCUGACUGUGUUGAGAAUUCUCUUUGAGCAGAAACCAGGACUGCUCCCUUCCUUGUGACAGUGCCGUCCAAACCCAGUUCCUGAGGCAUCAUCCCUCCCUGCUAAGGACAAAGCCAGGGAGAAGCCAGUUCUGAUGCAGUGGAGUCCCGGCUUCCGUGUGUUGUGUUCAUCAAUAUUGGAGUUGUGGAGUUCAUCUGAGCAGGCCUAUCUUCUGUGCUCCCACUAGGAGCUGGAAGGAAUGCUAGGCUCUAGGUGAGAUGUCUAAGGGGUAACCCCUCCUUUGCUUUCAAGAGAAUUACAUUCUACCACAGACAGAAGGCCUGAUUUUUACCAGGGAUAAUAAUUCAUAGGAACAUUCCGUUUUGCAAAAGAAACAUGUAGAAUCCCUUUUGGUGGGCUGCAGAACUCUAUAAAACAUUUCAAGUGGAAGCAUUUCUCUCGCAGUAGUUUUUGGAGCUGAACAUGUGUUAGCAAUUGUGGAACACAAGGCUCUUCUUGUCUUUGGUACAGAGAGCAGUGCCUUUUCAACUUGUUGAGCACUUAUUUGAAGAGUCUACCCUAGUGGGAUAGAGAGUGGGGAGUCCAGGGAAAAGGCAUGCUUUCUGUUCCACUCAGAGGACAUCUUCUUAUGUGCAUGCUUUGCCUAGGGUGGGGAAUCUGAUUAAGGUGGCCCUGCCUCACAAUGUCUAGGAGACAGACUAUGCAUGACAGUUGGAGACCUUUGUCCUCCACCCCAGCUUCUCUGAAUAGUGGUAGGAGAUAGUAAUCCCCACUGCAAGGGAUGGCAUACUGUGUUCA
Molecule: messenger RNA, 2037 nt
Organism: Cricetulus griseus (Chinese hamster)
Lineage: Eukaryota; Metazoa; Chordata; Mammalia; Rodentia; Cricetidae
Source: RefSeq, a predicted model, not a curated record